Messenger RNA from Chaetomium globosum CBS 148.51, 1911 nucleotides. RefSeq lists its product as uncharacterized. Lineage: Eukaryota; Fungi; Ascomycota; Sordariomycetes; Sordariales; Chaetomiaceae. The record is from RefSeq and is a predicted model, not a curated record. Bases 1 to 1911 code for a protein of 636 amino acids. The transcript has 7 exons.
AUGCUCGCCGUCCUCCUGCUCCUUCUCCUGGUGGAGGAGAUUAGCCCAGGGCAGCAGGAAUAUCGCACGCUUGCGGGCAUGGGUCCAGCCCGCCCACCAAUGGGGCUGGGCGCGGCUGAGCCGCUGCGGAUGCUGCUUCCAUUAAUUGCGGCCGUGUGGUUGCUCCUCUCGCCCGCUGGCGCUGCAUCCUCGCUCGUUUGUGGACAUGGAGACGACGGUAGCUCCGUGAAAGGAUGCCGAAAUGCGGCCCCGACGGCCACCGUCAGGAAUGGCACGUACGCCGGACUGUACAACGCUAAUUACAAGCAGGAUUUCUUCCUCGGUAUGCCGUUUGCGCAGAAACCUGCCCGCUUUGCUGUUGCCGAGUCUCUCAACUCCACGUGGAACGGUGUCCGCAACGCGACGUCGUACCCGCCCCACUGCGUAGGCUUUGGCCCGGACAUGGUGGGCUACGACAUGUCCGAGGACUGUUUGCACAUCAACGUGGUCCGCCCGGCCGGGAUUGACCCAGCCGCCCAGCUUCCUGUGGCUGUCUGGAUCCAUGGCGGCGGUCUCACCAUGGGAGGCUCGGCCGACAGGCGGUACAAUCUUUCCUUCAUCGUCCAGAACAGUGUCGACAUGGGCACCCCGAUCAUCGCAGUGAGCUUUAACUACCGCCUGGCCGUAUUUGGCUUCAUAUCCGGCCCCGAAGUGCAGGCCGCCGGCGCAACCAACCUCGGGUUUAGAGACCAGAGGCUCGCACUGCACUGGAUCAAGGAGAAUAUUGCUAGCUUUGGGGGCUCUCCCGAAAAGGUGUCCCUGUGGGGCGAAAGCGCAGGAGCAAUCAGCAUCAACGCCCAGUUGUUUGCGUACAAUGGUCGGGACGACGGCCUCUUCCGGGCGGCAGUUGUCCAGUCUGGCUUCGGCGGCAUUCUUCACUACCGCACGCCUGGCGGCCUCAACAACACAGACGCCCCACGAGCCACCUACAACCGACUCGUGUCGGCAACCGCCUGCGCCCCGACGCUUGGGACGCCAGCCUCGGUGCAAUGCCUGCGCUCCCUAACGCUCCCGGAUCUCAUGUCCGUCCUCAGCAACACGACCCUGAACGUUGCCGUCUGGCUGCCCGCCAUGGACGGUGAUUUCAUCGCCGACUAUCCGUCUCGCCAGCUCCGCGACGGCAGGUUCCCCCGCGUCCCCAUCCUCGUCGGCCAGAACGCCGAUGAGGGCGCGUCGUUUGGCCAGAACAAAAGCGUCAGCGGGGCGGCGAUCAACACCGACGACGAGAUGGCCGAGUCGGCGUCGAGGAUCAUUCUGGGGCCGGGCCCCAACCUGCCCAGUCUCCUAACCGAGUUGCUCGACUUGUAUCCCAAUAUUCAGGCCGUGGGUGUUCCGUCACUGGACAAGUUCCCAGCCCUGACGCCAGAGGUGCCCGAGGCUUCGUUUUUGGGUUUGCAGUACAGGCGAUCGGCGGCGAUCUACGGUGACUGGAUACAAUCCUACCAGAGACGCAGAGGUGUUAUCGAAUGGUCUAAGCACGGCGUCCCGGCCUACAGCUACAAGUUCGACGUGACGCCAUCCGGUUCCCCUGCAUACAUGUCCGCGGCCCACUUCACCGAGGUCGCCUUCGUGUUCUACAACAUCGCUGGCGUGGGAUACGCGGUCAAUCCUUUUGAGAACGCCCCCGAAUCGUACAAGGUCGUGGCCAAGGCCAUGUGCGACGCCUGGGUGCGCUUCUUCGUCGGCAUGGAUCCUACCAGAGGGGCGUCGUCAGGCUUGCAUUGGCCGGUAUACGAUCACAAGGCCGGCGGUGGAGUGGGGAAGAACAUUGUUUGGGACGCCGAAAGGGUUUCGUACCUGGAAUGGGACAGCUGGCGCGCCGAGGGUAUUGAUUGGAUGAUUCGGAAUUCGCUCUCCGUAUUUGGGAGCUAA